AUGUCUAAGGAAAAGGCAAAAGAGGUUCAGAAGAAGGCAGCUGCUCAAAAGGCUAAGAUUUUAAUUGGGUCCUCUCUAAAAGACAGCAGACUGACUUUGUUGGGUGACAAACCUCCAGAAGAGUUUAAAAACCCCGUUACUGUCGCUAACUCGGUUCGAAGGAUGACAUAUUUUGCCGAUGAAAGGAGAAGGUUGCUAUCCAUUGUUGCAAUGGAUUACCCUUACCGAUUCCUGCAAGAGCAGUUUGGUUGCUCCCCGAACACUGUUACUGCUGCAAGGGUUCACAGCAUCCUCUUUGGUCGUGGUGGCACACCACCACCAAAGUUCAAGUUCCAUCGCUCAUGUGUCAGCCCCUCUGUUCUGGAGGAACUGUCAGAUUUCUUCAUGAGGGAUGAUGUGUCCAGGCCGUCUUCCUGCAGAAGCAUAGUUGUUGAUGGGGAAGAAACUCCCGUGAGAUACUGUACAGACAGUAUCAAGAAUCUGGUUAACCAAUAUCUACUAUAG
Messenger RNA from Porites lobata, 504 nucleotides. The record is from the annotation of a GenBank genome assembly. NCBI's taxonomy places the organism in Eukaryota, Metazoa, Cnidaria, Anthozoa, Scleractinia, Poritidae.